Molecule: messenger RNA, 1570 nt
Organism: Labrus bergylta (ballan wrasse)
Lineage: Eukaryota; Metazoa; Chordata; Actinopteri; Labriformes; Labridae
Product: tumor necrosis factor receptor superfamily member 5
Biological process (GO): B cell activation; positive regulation of isotype switching to IgG isotypes; positive regulation of canonical NF-kappaB signal transduction
Cellular component (GO): external side of plasma membrane; CD40 receptor complex
Molecular function (GO): CD154 receptor binding; antigen binding
Source: RefSeq, a predicted model, not a curated record
AUGACACCGAUGAUGGGCUGAGAGAGAGAGAGAGAGAGAGAGAGAGACAGUCACACCUUGAGGAAGUUAACUAAACAAAAGAAAGAGAGCAGAAGUCACAUCAUAUAGAAGGAUGCAAUGUUUUCUGAUUGUGUUGAUGUUCUUUGCACAGUUGCUUCCUAUCUCACUGCAGGAGGCGGACAUGUGGUACGAAAAAGAAGAAGGGGGCAGAAAGUGUAAACUGUGUCCUGCAGGUGAGUUUCAGAUGUCUUGUACAAAGUGCAAGCCUUGUCCUGCAGGAAGCUACACGAAUCAAACAAACGCAGAACCCAGCUGUCUUCGCUGCUUUGGAGACUGCAAACCAGGUUACAAUCUGAAGGUGGUUCAGACCUGCACCAGCAAGUCUAAUGUAAAGUGCAUCUGUGAGGCCGGUUACAGAUGCUCUGACUUUGUCCCCAUAUCACAAAAUUGCAGAUAUUGUGACAAGAUCAAGGAAGCAUCCUCAACUGAAGCUGCAGCCAUUAUCUCAGGCCAAGAUAAACACACACCUUCCUCAGCUUCCUCAGGACAUACCAGCACUUCUGCCAAAUCCUGCAACUUUCCCAAGUGUGGCCCUCCGUCCUUCCCACAGGCAGGAAAUGACACACAUCUCAAAACAGACAAGACGAACAGCCGUCUGGCGGCAAUCUUGUGUCCAAUUGUUGUCAUCGGAUUUUUGGCCCUUGUCAUCCUGUCCGUUGUUCGUUGCCAUGGAGACGAAUCUUGUUUGAAGCAAGCUAUGUCAAAGCUAUGCAAUGAGGGCAGUAGAGAAGGUUCUCACAAGCUGAAGGAGCCGACUCAUCAGCUACCCAGAGACUCAUUCAGUGCAAAGCAGCAACCAUCGUCCCUCUUAGCAGCCAAUCUCGGGCCAGUCCAUGUCCACAAUCCAAGGACGGUCAUCUUCAGCUUGUUCAAUCAAUUCACAGACCAAGUUGGUUCAACAAUUGAAGGUGUGAAGACAGUGAAGAGGGGUUGCAGCAAGGAAGAAGACGAGAGAGACUGUCCUGUCUUUCAACCCACACCCUCAACCAGAGUUCAUCUCUCUGAGGAGGAGAGGAGUGUAGAGAUGGACAGCACGUUCCUCCCCUCUCAGGAAGAGGGGAAGGACUGCCACAUGUCAAAAGAAGAAGUUCUGUGAUGAAUCAAAUCAAUAUUUUGUUUUGGUGGCGAUGACUGCCGACAUCCAGGACUGAUCCAAAGACUUUUAAAAGAAGAAACUGUGAAACGACAGAGCAGUUUGUGCUUCAGUGAGGUUCACAGAGACAUUUCAAUCUGCAGUUUCUGGAAAAACGUGCAGUCGGAGCAAGUAAGAACUCAAACUCUGGGGAGAACUACUAGAUGGUGAUUUCCUUUGAUACCUCUAAUUCAAAAUUGACUUGUAAAUUCUGCUUUAUAAGCUCUGCUCUCUAAGGUAAUGAAGUAGACAUUUUUGCAUGAAGUAACGUUUUGAUAACGAAUAAAUUUUAUUGAGAAUGAAAACCUGGAUAUGUGAGAUGAAAACAUUCACUUGUGAUUUGUACAAAGUAUAUUUACAUAAACACUUAAAUCUUAA